AUGUCUUCACCAUCCCGCCAAAUCAAAUGUGUGGUGGUUGGCGAUGGUACUGUUGGAAAAACUUGCAUGCUGAUUUCGUACACCACUGACAGUUUUCCGGUGCAAUACGUUCCAACUGUAUUUGACAACUACUCCGCUCAGAUGACAUUGGAUGGCAACAUCGUCAACUUGGGAUUGUGGGAUACUGCCGGUCAGGAAGACUACGAUCGACUGCGCCCAUUGUCAUAUCCACAAACCGACGUGUUCAUUCUUUGCUUCUCCGUUGUGUCGCCGGUCUCAUAUGAUAAUGUUGCGACGAAAUGGAUUCCGGAAAUCCGCCAGCAUUGCCCCGACGCGCCCGUUAUUUUAGUCGGCACAAAACUUGAUUUACGCGAUGAGCCCGAACCUUUAAGGCAGCUUCAGGCCGAAGGGCGUGCGCCGAUCACGAAAUCGCAAGGGCAAAAGAUGGCGCAGCGAAUUAAGGCGGUGAAGUAUUUGGAAUGCUCAGCGCUAACACAAUCGGGAUUGACUCAGGUGUUCGAAGAGGCAGUUCGCUCAAUUCUUAAUCCAAAGCCGAUCAAGAAGAAAAAGUCAUGUAACAUUAUGUAA
Messenger RNA from Caenorhabditis bovis, 588 nucleotides. The record is from the annotation of a GenBank genome assembly. Lineage: Eukaryota; Metazoa; Nematoda; Chromadorea; Rhabditida; Rhabditidae.